Molecule: messenger RNA, 459 nt
Organism: Symbiodinium necroappetens
Lineage: Eukaryota; Dinophyceae; Suessiales; Symbiodiniaceae
Source: the annotation of a GenBank genome assembly
GCCUGCCCUUGCCCAGCACUUGGUGAGCUGGCUGACGAAGCCGAUGGUGAAGCCGGCGGUGUUCCUGACGACCUUGACGGUGAAGCCUUGUCGGCGAGAGACUGCGCAGCCGUCGGGAAAAACUUUGUCGAUCCCCUGUGCCCGCUAUGUAUCUUGCCACGCGGCUUGGACCCAGAAGGCCAGGAGGUUUCAGUGCAUUGCCUGGCGGCGGGCGAGCUGCAGGGAAAGCUGUUGCUGUGCUUGCCGGCGGCCAGCUGGCGCCACAAGGUUGCCGAGCGCACCGUCCCUCGAGGUUUUCUCAGCAAGGUUUUCGGUGCAGAGGUUGCAGCUGCAGCGUCGACCGGACAGUCGGAGUUGCCGGGCAGACGGUUCGAGUUUGGCUGGGCUUGUGCGAGGGCCACGCCGAAGCCGCGAUUCAAGUUGCUCCUCCCUUUGGUCGAUGCCUUGGCCGAGCUUUGA